CGCUGCCAGAUGCCCCUGGGCUCCCAGAGCCUCUGUGCUCCCAGUAGCCUUGAGAGAGGUGGGGACAGAGAGGAAGCACAGGGGCUCCAAGAGGCUGGAGAGUUGCCCAAGGUCAGGUGGAACGCUAGGCCAGAUCAGGGACCAAGAUAAAGCUCCUAGCCUCCACGCCUGUGGGCCGGCCCUAUUCUUACCACUCUUCUUUCUCCAGAAACCCAGGAUCCACCUGGGGAAUUGUUUACGCAGCCAAAACCCAAACCAUGCUAAUACCGGCAUUCACCACCAGCUCUGGUUCUGGAAACCCAGCACCUACUGGGUAAUAUUUACCUGGGGGCAACAUUGUAGGGAAAGAGAAACAGGAAGAAAUGAAUUUCCAAAUGUUUUAAUCCAAGCUACAAGUCGGACUGUUUUGGAUGUUGGAAAACACUCAGACGCAGGGAUGGCACACUACCGACCCCCAGGAACUUUGGAGGGGCAAAGACCAAAAGUUGCAGCAGUAGCAGGGGGAAAUCCUCAGUAAAGGUCCCUCUAGAACUCUGUCCCAGGUUACGUAACUGGAUGACAUGAACCAAUGGCCGGUCACAUGAAGAACAAACAAGAGUUUGCUGUGUGAGAGGCGUGCGGAUGGUUAAUCCUGGUUGGUCUUUGGUGGCACCUGCGCCGGAAGGCUUUGCCAGUCCUCCUGGCUGUGGUGUGGCAUGGCUGUGGUUCACUGUUGGGUUCAGGAGCAGGGGUCCACACCUGCUGUGAGCCCGGUGCCAUGCCCGGAGCAGAAAAGCGGCAGCCACAGCUCCCCUCCAGGAGCCUGGGAGCUCGCGGGGAGCAGGAGAGUGGGUAAACUGAGAGCUACAUAGAUCGUGGUGGGAGCAGCGAGCUGCCGAAGAGUUACUCUUACUAAAGAACCAAAAUGUUAUUUAAAAAGUAACAUGGAUUGGGGUUCUUUUCCUACUCAUCAUGGAAGUAUUUUCUGGAAGACACAGAAAAAUAGAAGAGAAAGCCAUCCACUCCCCUCCACGCCAUAACCAAACACUGGUAGGGUUUCAGAAGGUCUUAGUGGGGCCCUUCUAGCACCGUUGCUAUGCAUGGAUACCCGCACAGGCAGAACUUACUCCGAUGUAAUGAGAUACGGUAUGUCCAAAGUCUCCUGGACAUCAUGGAGUUUCUGGACAAGGACCCUGAGGACCAUCGUACCCUAAGCCAGUUCACUGAUGCCCUGGUCACCAUCCGGAACCGCCACAACGACGUGGUGCCCACCAUGGCACAGGGCGUGCUUGAGUACAAGGACACCUAUGGCGACGACCCGGUCUCCAACCAGAACAUCCAGUACUUUCUGGACCGCUUCUACCUCAGCCGCAUCUCCAUCCGCAUGCUCAUCAACCAGCACACCCUGAUUUUUGACGGCAGCACCAACCCAGCCCACCCCAAACACAUCGGCAGCAUCGACCCCAGUUGCAAUGUCUCCGAGGUGGUGAAGGAUGCCUACGAUAUGGCCAAGCUCCUGUGUGACAAGUAUUACAUGGCCUCGCCCGACUUGGAGAUCCAGGAGAUCAAUACAGCAUCCAACUCCAAACAGCCAAUUCACAUGGUCUAUGUCCCCUCCCACCUCUAUCACAUGCUUUUCGAACUCUUCAAGAAUGCCAUGCGUGCAACCGUGGAAAGCCACGAGUCCAGCCUUGUCCUCCCACCUAUCAAGGUCAUGGUGGCCUUGGGUGAGGAAGAUCUGUCCAUCAAAAUGAGUGACCGAGGUGGGGGAGUUCCCCUGAGGAAGAUCGAGCGACUCUUUAGCUACAUGUACUCCACAGCGCCCACUCCCCAGCCCGGCACCGGAGGGACCCCACUGGCUGGCUUCGGGUACGGGCUCCCCAUCUCCCGCCUCUAUGCCAAGUACUUCCAGGGAGACCUGCAGCUCUUCUCCAUGGAGGGCUUUGGGACCGACGCUGUCAUCUAUCUCAAGGCCCUGUCCACGGACUCGGUGGAACGCCUGCCCGUCUACAACAAGUCAGCCUGGCGCCACUACCAGACCAUCCAGGAGGCUGGCGACUGGUGUGUGCCCAGCACAGAGCCGAAGAACACGUCCACGUACCGUGUCAGCUAAGGGCCGCCGGACUCCCCUGCACCGGAGAGGAGAGACUGCUGUCUCCAGGACUGGCCACCACGGUGCCCCUCCUCAUCCCCCCCAGGUGGGGAGUGGCCCUCCCUGACGACCAGCUUCUAUGAAAAUCUCUGUGGUGACCAGUCUGUGGGCUAAGUGCCAGUCUCCGUCUCCACGCAGAUCCCUUGGUGGUCUCCCUGCUGCUCAGUCUCUGUGGGCGAUGCCUAAGGAUGGGGGACGUCUCUAUCCUGAUGGGGGGGGGGAGUCCCCAGAGCCAUGUUUCCAUGGCAGUCCUCCUUCUGAGACCAGAGCUGCCACUUUUCUGCCAGGGGUCCAGGGUCCCCCUCACUGCCCUCCACAGCCCUGGCCUUCCAAGUGGACACCCUGCUUGCCUUAUCGCCCGGCCCGUGCAGGCACCCAGGCCCUGGCCCUGGGUCAGUGUUAGCAAGGGGCUGGGUGUCCCUGGGUAGAGAAGGGGGUUGCACCCUCGGGCCCCUGGUUGGGGACCUGGUCCUGCAGCCUCUCCCUCCACCCUAAGCUGGAAGGUCAAGGUUAGGAGGGGGAGGUUCUCACCCAGGGCUCACCCUUAAUGUGAAGGAACCUGGGAGGACUUGGAGAUCAGCUGCCCAGCCAAGCUGCUCAGAGCCCCUCAGGUGCCUCCCAAACCUUUCCCCAGCAUGUCCUCACAUGCACACGGCCACUUGCCCGCCCCACACCCACACGGUCCUGCCUGAGCUCCAGACCCCCACUCCCCCCGUGCCUGGACACGCACGUGCUUGGGGUGGCUUUCUCCCUAGAAGGCUCUAUGUACAUACCUAGUUUUAUAGCCCCGAAAGCCCUCACCCUUCCCCUCAGCACACAGGGGUUAAAGUUGUGUGCUCCCCCCAGUGGCUGGGAUGAUGGCCGUGACAUCCACAAUAAAAAGGAGACUGAAUGAGA
Messenger RNA from Callorhinus ursinus (northern fur seal), 3028 nucleotides. It is a transcript of the gene PDK2, whose product is annotated as pyruvate dehydrogenase kinase 2. Gene Ontology annotation, molecular function: pyruvate dehydrogenase (acetyl-transferring) kinase activity. Gene Ontology annotation, cellular component: mitochondrion. Lineage: Eukaryota; Metazoa; Chordata; Mammalia; Carnivora; Otariidae. The record is from RefSeq and is a predicted model, not a curated record. Gene Ontology annotation, biological process: protein phosphorylation; regulation of glucose metabolic process.